Messenger RNA from Mytilus trossulus (common blue mussel), 482 nucleotides. Its product is annotated as L-rhamnose-binding lectin ELEL-1-like. The transcript has 2 exons. The record is from RefSeq and is a predicted model, not a curated record. Bases 88 to 453 code for a protein of 121 amino acids. Gene Ontology annotation, molecular function: carbohydrate binding. Lineage: Eukaryota; Metazoa; Mollusca; Bivalvia; Mytilida; Mytilidae.
GAACAAAGUAUAUAUAAAGCGCAAAAAAUCGUCAGAUAGAUUAAAGGGUAAUUCUCAAAUUAUCUGACAACAGUUUGAAUAGAAACAAUGAAUAAUAUCAGUGCCUCAGUGUUGCUGGUUUUAGUCCUUAUUGGAUCAUUUGCUGUACAAAGUGUAACUGGAUGUGGCGUCAUUGUAUGUGAACACAGGUCUGCGUACAUCACAUGUCCAUAUCCGUUGACAAUAUCGGUACAAGCUGCAGUAUAUGGGCGGUCCACUGAUGCAUCUGUAUGCCCUGGGGAUAUCAAAACAACUCAUUGCGGAUCAGCAAGUUCAAGCCUUAUAGUCAAAAAGCAAUGCGAUGGCAAAUGUAUUUGUAAAUUGACAGCAAGCAAUAGUAUAUAUGGAGACCCUUGUGUUCAAACAUAUAAGUACUUAGAAGUGGAAUACGAGUGCACUCAGGCUUAUGCUUAGCUUUACAACUACUUUGUUACACGCCGUUA